Fonsecaea nubica is the source of this 1350-nucleotide messenger RNA. RefSeq lists its product as hypothetical. The record is from RefSeq and is a predicted model, not a curated record. The coding region runs from base 1 to 1350 and encodes 449 amino acids. The transcript has a single exon. Gene Ontology annotation, molecular function: metalloaminopeptidase activity; manganese ion binding. NCBI's taxonomy places the organism in Eukaryota, Fungi, Ascomycota, Eurotiomycetes, Chaetothyriales, Herpotrichiellaceae.
AUGUCUGUCAAUGGUGCAACGCCCAAAGGGAAAUACCCUGCCAAAGCACACUGUCGGCGCGUGGCUCAAUACCUCAUCGACGCAGGGUUCUCGCGGCAUGGAGUCCUGUACCUCGAGGCUCAAAAGACCCGCAUGGUGGAAGACGACGACCAAGCCAUGCACUUCCGUCAGCGGCGAUAUUUCUUCUACCUCUCCGGUUGCAAACUGCCUGACGCCUACCUCACAUACAACAUCCCGCAAGACAUCCUCACCCUCUUCAUUCCCCCGAUCGACCCGGACAGCGUGAUCUGGAGUGGCUUGCCCGAGUCCAAAGAGGAGGCUCUGGAGAAAUACGACGUCGACGACGUCCUCUACACAAAUGAAGUCAAUGCUGCGUUGGCAGCCUACGGCCCUUCCAAGGCUGCUACCGUCUACGCCAUCCCCGAGCAAGUCUCCGAGCACAUCACAUUCCUGCCCUUCAAGGCCGUCGAAUUCUCAUGCCUCAAGGAAGCCAUUGACGAAUGCCGCGUCGUCAAAGAUAGCUAUGAGGUUGCACUUAUACGCAAAGCAAACGAGAUAUCCACACUGGGACACAUUGAAGCCGCCAAGGCGGUGCUCACAGCAACAAAUGAGCAAGAACUCUACGGGGCGUUUGUUGGGACAUGCAUCUCAAACGGCGCACAUGAGCUGGCGUACCACUCCAUCUGUGCCAGUGGCACGAGCUGCUCCACCCUACAUUACGUCCGCAACGACCAACCCUUGCGGGACCGCUUGAACAUUCUGCUCGACGCGGGCGCGGAAUAUGAUUGCUACUGCGCGGAUAUCACACGCACAUUCCCCAUCUCUGGCAAAUUCACGCCGGAAUCCCAGACGAUAUACAACAUCGUGGAUGAGAUGCAAUCGUCGUGCUUUAAGAUGCUGCACGCAAAUGUGCGGUGGGAAGACGUGCACAUGAACGCCCAUCGAGUCGCGAUCAAAGGGCUCAAAGCUGCCGGGAUCCUCGUGGGCAGCGAGGAAGAGAUUUUUGACAAGCGCAUCAGCGUUGCCUUCAUGCCACACGGCCUCGGACACUAUUUGGGCAUGGAUACGCACGAUACGGGCGGACAUGCCAACUACGAUGACCCAGACCAGAUGUUCAAGUACCUCCGUGUGCGGGGUGAGGUGCCCGCUGGCGCUGUCAUCACGGUCGAACCAGGCAUCUACUUUUGCAAUUUCAUCCUCGACCCCGUGCUGGAGGACCCGGACUUGAGUCAAUACAUUGACAAGAACGUCCUGGAGAAAUACUGGACUGUCGGAGGCGUGCGGAUCGAGGAUGAUGUGCAUAUCCUGGAAGACGGCUACGAGAAUCUGACGAAGACGCCAAAAUUAUAA